GCCUGCCUUCCUCGGAGGGCGACUCCUCCUCCUGCUGCUGCUGCCCUUCCUAUCCUUCCUUCCUUCCUUCCUCCGCAUCCUCCUCCCGGAGCCAGGCAUCGCCCCCCCGGAGCCUCGCCACGAUGGUCAUCGAGGUCUACAUCGCCUCCUGCUCGGGAUCCACGGCGAUUAAAAAGAAACAGCAAGAUGUGCUCGGGUUCUUGGAAGCCAAUAAGAUUGAAUAUGAGGAGAAAGACAUUGCAGCCAAUGAAGAGAACCGCAAAUGGAUGCGAGAAAACGUCCCGGAAGAGUGCCGUCCAGCCGCUGGGAAUCCAUUGCCACCUCGAAUCUUCAGCGACGGCCGGUAUCUCGGGGAUUAUGAAGCGUUCUUUGAAGCGAGAGAGAAUAACGCCGUAUAUGCUUUCUUAGGCUUGACUGCUCCACCGGGAUCAAAGGAGGCCGAAGCCCUGGCCAAGCAAGAAGCCUGAGUUUUUCUCCCUUCCUAAAGCCUUAAAUAUUCUCCAAAGGGAAACUUCCGCAGCUUUUUAUACAAUAGCAAAAUUGUCUAUGCUUCGAGAAAAAAGGAAAAGAAAUGGUUUUGUUGUUUUUUCCUGAAACGCCGACUGCUGUACACAGCUCUCUGCCAUACAUAAAUACAAGAUGGAGCGCCAAGCAAAACAUGCCGCGAGGACAGCAAAUGUCAUUAAAGGAAGCAUUCAGAAAUGGUUGACCGUUCCUCAUCUACCCGCCCAUUCAUGCAAUGAAAUCUGCUUCUAUGGCAGUUGCAUGGAUUUCUUUUUGUAAAGUUACAACAAAUUUUUACCAUAUUUUACUAUUAAUGAUGCAGAGAUAUAGUUAGACCCCAUAGAUCCAACUUUUUAAACAAAGUGGAAACAGCAGCACAAUUUUAAAAUGAAACCUUUUAUGAAUAAGCCCCAGUGCCUCUGCUGCUUCAAAAACAGUGCUAAAAAUAUAAAAUACUAUAACAUUGGUCUCUUUUUACAAUGUUGGUCUUGUUGUUGUUAAAAGGCUAUGAUGUAGUAUGGUAAUAGUUAUGGUCACUUGCGGUGGGUAGGGUAUAUUUACACUUGCAAAGUAUAGGUACUGAAAAUGUAUUUUGUUGGUAGCAAUGGCAUUGAAUCUU
This is a messenger RNA of Sceloporus undulatus (fence lizard), 1123 nucleotides long. It is a transcript of the gene SH3BGRL, whose product is annotated as SH3 domain binding glutamate rich protein like. NCBI's taxonomy places the organism in Eukaryota, Metazoa, Chordata, Lepidosauria, Squamata, Phrynosomatidae. Bases 123 to 467 code for a protein of 114 amino acids. The record is from RefSeq and is a predicted model, not a curated record. Gene Ontology annotation, cellular component: cytoplasm. The transcript has 4 exons.